GUUCUCCCGGAUUUCCCAGGGAUCAAAGUUUGUUUUCAAAGCAGUGUGUGUGAAUGAAGCGUGCGGAAGCAGGAAACAUGUCAAAUGGACUUUUCAGUCACCUGUCGAGGGGAGCCUGGCUGCUGUGGCACGUUGUGCUCGUGGCUGGGACCGGGACUAAACUAUGGGAGGUGCCAACAGCCUCCUUCACCUCCUCCUUCAACCUCAGUGAAGGCCACCAGUGGGUGCCCCAGUGUCAGUACCGCCACCCACAGGAUGGAGUGAGAAUUACAGCAGACAUUCCUCCAAGACUGGAUGGCACAUGGGUGUCCACCAGGUGUGAAGUUCGACCUGGUCCCGAGUUCCUCACCCGCUCCUACACCUUCCACUCCAGCCGUCACUUCCAGGCCUUACAGCACUACUACACGGACAGCAGCUGCGAAGAACCGGCGUACUCCCUGAAGAUCUGGGGUAAGCUCCGUCUGCGCCAGGCGUCCUGGAUCACCCGUGGCGGCACGGAGGCUGAGCCCCACCUCAGCAAAGUGGGGGUAGUCAUUCACAGCCCGGCAGCCAGGCAGAGGCUGGCGUCCAGGCUGCCGUCGGCCUGCGUGGGCCCCACCCUGGGGCAAGUGGUGCUGGGGAAGUCGUACGAGCUGUACAACACCCGGGCCGGGAGAGGUUGUCUCAUGGCUCUGGGCUUUUCCAUGAUGGAGAUGGGGCUGAUCCGGGUGGAGAUGCAACAUCACAACCAUAGAGGGAAAAUCCAGGAGCUGUUUUUAGGAGAUAUUCACACAGAAUGGACCCAGAGGACGCAGUACAGACCCACAGGAUACCAGCAGCCGCUGCAGAACGCCAUGCAUCACAUCCACCCCUGUCCUGUGUGCGCUUUAGUGUAUCGCUCCUCAGAGCAGCGCCCCCCGGUGUUGCCUCGCAGCCCCGCACCGCCUCUAUCUCUGGCCGGUCGCUGGGUCAGCCAGCACUGCGAAACACGUCCCACCGUUCUCUUCCUCACCCGAGACUUCACCUUUGAUCCUGAGCAACACGCCUGGGAGGGCAUUUACCAACACUACUCAGACCCUUCCUGCUCCGAGCCCACGUUUACCCUGAGAGCCUCGGGCCAUUACGCACAGGGAAACCCAUCGGCCAAAAUUCUGGGGGCGACUGAGGUUGUGUUCAAGGUGACUCAGGUGAGAGUCACAGCCAUGGAGGAGUCUACAGCCAAGAUGCUGAACGAGACCAGGCCAGGAAAGUGUGGCCAGGCCGGAGGCUGGGAGGUGGGGGUGGAGCAGGAUUUGAGGCCCACUGAUGGAUGCACAGUACUGGGUAUCAAACUGCCACAUAAGGAGUUUGAGCUCUUCAAGUCAGAGCUGGACCACAGGAAACAACCGCUGCUGUUUAUCGGACAGAGGCCGACUGACGGCUCCAGUCCUGAUCGACAGCACAGGAGACCGACUUCCUUCCAAGCUCCCAUGGUGCUGUGCGACGGAGAGGAAAGACAGCCCUCACAUGACUCUGGGUCAGGAUUUAACAGCAAGCAAGUCCAAUCAGCAGUCAGUGUGGCCGAGAGACUAACUCUGCUGUUGUCGCUAAUGUUCGGAUGUGUGCUCUGCAACUUGUUACACUUUUGUUAGACAAGGUUCGGAAACCAGACAGAACCCAACGACGGACAUUGGUUUUCUGAAAUCUUUCCUUACCUCCUCUCUAUGCUGAUGACUAGUUGUUUUAUGGUGAAGAAAAAACAUGACGCAAUAAAAAAAAACACAUGUUAGUACCCACUGUCUACAUUUCACCCUUAAGUUGUAAGA
Messenger RNA from Cynoglossus semilaevis (tongue sole), 1784 nucleotides. RefSeq names its product adenomatosis polyposis coli down-regulated 1-like (gene apcdd1l). The transcript is spliced from 4 exons. The coding region runs from base 54 to 1610 and encodes 518 amino acids. Gene Ontology annotation, molecular function: Wnt-protein binding. The record is from RefSeq and is a predicted model, not a curated record. Gene Ontology annotation, biological process: negative regulation of Wnt signaling pathway. Gene Ontology annotation, cellular component: plasma membrane. NCBI's taxonomy places the organism in Eukaryota, Metazoa, Chordata, Actinopteri, Pleuronectiformes, Cynoglossidae.